UCUUGUUAUUCUCUCGGUGGCUGUGUUUGCAAACGCACGUAUUUAAACAAAUUAAAAAAAAAAACAAGUUAGGUUAAUAACCUAAAAUAAUAUACAAAACCUGUUUGCGGUUUCUAUUUCUUAUAUCUGAUGUGAUUUUCCUUUUGUUUUAUUAGUUUCUGUGCUAGAUAAUGAAGCGGGUAAUUCCGGUGGGUUUUUUAUUUUUAUUCGCGUUUACAAAUGGACAGUUCGAAGGUGAAGUAUGCAAGGUAAAUGGCGCAACUGGUACUUGCAAGGUGCUUGAUAGAUGUCAAUCUGCAAUCAGAGAUAUAAAGAAUAGAAUUCCACCGAAGAUAUGCUCUUUCCGUGGUAUGGAUUCAAUUGUUUGUUGUUUGGAUGGUGCGCCGGCGACGACAGCAGCUCCGCCUGUACUUACCACCUCCACUAAAAAACCAAAAGUGACGACGGAGUUCGUACCGCCUGUAUAUGAUUAUGUCUUCAAUGAUCCCUCUUUAGCGGGGGGUGGAGAAUGUGAGGCGAUCCCGUCAAAUCUGACGUCACCUAGAACUGGGCAAAAGGCGUGGGACAAAUGUUUGGAAUAUCAGGAGAAGUUAGUAUAUCCUUGUGUGAAAGGAAACUCUCUAUCAGGAGAGAAGGCCCGCACGUAUCGCUGCAAUCACAGGACAGAUCAGCUGGUGGUGGGCGGUGUGGAUGCUGCUGAUAAGGAAUUCCCACAUAUGGCUCUUCUCGGUUUCGGUAACUUGGAUUCAAUACAAUGGCAGUGUGGUGGUUCUGUUAUCAGCGAGCGGUUUAUAUUGACAGCGGGACAUUGUACCUCUAGCAGACAAUAUGGUCCAGUGACGUAUGCUUUAGUUGGAAUUUUGAGCAGAACCCAACACGUGGACGCAUCUCAACGAUAUAAAAUCAAAAAUAUUAUAAAACACCCGGAAUACAAAGCACCUAAAAGAUAUAAUGAUAUCGCGUUAUUGGAGACAGAAACUGAAAUAAUAUUAAGUGACAGGGUAGUCCCAGCUUGUCUGCAUGUAGACACGAGUGCUGAUGAUGCGAAGGCCCUAGCGUCAGGCUGGGGAGCCACACAGAACAGGGGCUCCAGUGCUGAUGUGCUGCAGAAGGUGAUAUUGAACAAAUUCUCUGAACUAGAAUGCGCUAUACUGUUCCCGCCGACGAGACUUAUGUUGAACGGCUUCAAUGGCAACACACAGAUAUGUUACGGCGACAAGGAAAAGUCGAAAGACACGUGUCAGGGUGACAGCGGAGGCCCUCUACAAUUGAAGAAUUCAAAAAUCCACUGCAUGUAUACUGUGGUUGGGGUAACUUCUUUCGGAAGAGCUUGCGGCUUCGUUGGGGAGCCGGGAAUUUAUACGAAAGUUUUGUCUUAUGUGCCAUGGAUUGAAAGUAUUGUGUGGCCAUAAACGAAAAUUUAAAUCGAAUCUCGCUUUAUAGUGUGUCUAAAUAAAUUAGAUUAGUUUGACAAUUCACUUCAAAUUUAGUAGGGAUGGGUUGUGUAAAAUCAGU
Messenger RNA from Papilio polytes (common Mormon), 1515 nucleotides. RefSeq names its product trypsin 5G1-like. The record is from RefSeq and is a predicted model, not a curated record. The coding region runs from base 171 to 1412 and encodes 413 amino acids. The transcript is spliced from 10 exons. NCBI's taxonomy places the organism in Eukaryota, Metazoa, Arthropoda, Insecta, Lepidoptera, Papilionidae. Gene Ontology annotation, biological process: proteolysis. Gene Ontology annotation, molecular function: serine-type endopeptidase activity.